ACCGUGGGGAGCCGGCAGCGUAUUUGGGUCCCGUCAUCUUAAACCCUUCUAUCCAAGUUCAGGUUUUUCUUUCGCUGGAGCUCAGAUUUUCUCAUGUCUUAUAGUGUCUGAGAAGAAACCCUCCUUCCAAAAUUGUGUUUCCUCUAUCAAAAGCUUCAAUUGAGGUCCAGCUAUGGCGACCCACCUGCUUUCUCCGCCCACCCACUUUCAAACUUCCAUGAAACUGGCCCUUCACGCCCCGUUUCUUCUAGCUCCCAGUCGACGGUCACCAGAAUGCAGCCACGUAGUGAGUUUAAAACCACAUAAAAGAUUUCAGAAUGCUGGAUCAGUGGUCUCUUGUGCUACGAAUAUGACUGCAGGACAAUCAGACGAUUCAGGAAGGGUAAAUUGGGAUAGUUUGAAGAACAGGGUAAAACAGCUUUGGGAAAGUUCACCAGAGCCAGUGAAGUCUUUCCCUUGGAACGAGGCAUUGGAUAACUUCAUCCAGCUUAUUGCUGAUCUCAUCUUGACGGUUAUCAAGUACUUGUUUGUACCAUUACUCCUCGUUACCUCCCUUAGCGAGAUGUCUUACUGUGCUCAUGAAAAGAAGCUUCUUAUUGUCCCAUUUCUAUUUAUAAUUGGCUUCUCCGCUGCUGAGGUCAUGAGACAGACAGCUUUAAGUCUAUCUCCAAUUCUUAAGGAUCUAGAAGUACCUUGGCAUUUGAUCACAAUUGCAAUAUUCUUCACUCUCAUUAAACUGCCCGGCCCAUCCUAUCCAUAUUGGGGUCGCAUAUUCAUUCCUCACUUGGCAAAUGGAGGUUUGGUCAGAACUACAUGGUCUAUGUUUCUCUGGUUUAGAAGACCCCAAAAGACAUCGAUGUUGCUGAAGCAUAACGAGAAUCACCUGGAUACGAAGAAGAAUUAAUUGAAAUCGCAUAUAGAACAAUGGACCAGGUAUUACUACUAAGAGUAAAAGAAGAAAAAAAAAGUACUGUUGCUCAAUGCUUGUUAGAGUCUAAUUUCAUUAUCAUGCCCAUGUGAGGAAUAAUAAUUAUGACUUGGGUGCCUCAAAUAUUGAGGCCAGAUUUAAUAGUAGCUUUCUGAUAGGAUUCGUAUUGGUAAUAAUCAAUCUUAUUAAGGUAUCAAAGAUAUGUCAAUAAUUAGUUAGGAGAAUUGUUUUCAGCAGGUGGGAAAAGUUACAGCGUAGAGGUGCAAAUUGAGUGAGUUGGUUUAGGCUUGAGUGAUCUCAAUAGAGGGAGGGUCCAAGUACCGCAAUUUUAUUUUAUUAACAACAAUAAUUUAGAGUUCAACAUCACGUGUUAGAGGAUAUAAACCACUGACUGGGUAAUUUAUGCUUUAAGCAGUUGAACUAUGCUUGGGUUAGUUGUAA
This is a messenger RNA of Cucumis sativus (cucumber), 1369 nucleotides long. RefSeq lists its product as uncharacterized. NCBI's taxonomy places the organism in Eukaryota, Viridiplantae, Streptophyta, Magnoliopsida, Cucurbitales, Cucurbitaceae. The record is from RefSeq and is a predicted model, not a curated record. The transcript has 3 exons. Bases 173 to 904 code for a protein of 243 amino acids.